Molecule: messenger RNA, 2307 nt
Organism: Penicillium malachiteum
Lineage: Eukaryota; Fungi; Ascomycota; Eurotiomycetes; Eurotiales; Aspergillaceae
Product: Zn(II)2Cys6 transcription factor
Exons: 3
Biological process (GO): positive regulation of transcription by RNA polymerase II
Cellular component (GO): nucleus
Molecular function (GO): zinc ion binding; DNA-binding transcription factor activity, RNA polymerase II-specific; transcription cis-regulatory region binding
Source: RefSeq, a predicted model, not a curated record
AUGGGCUCGCUUGGUAUGGCAACGAUUAAAAUCCCAUCACCGUCCACGAUUCUAGACUCGACCGACCCGGCUCCGGAGUCAACGCGGGGAAAACCUACUUCAUUCUCCAAGGCAAAGGUCACCACACAAAAGCCGAAACAGACCAAAAGUCGCAAUGGUUGUAUCACCUGCAAGGCGAAGCGGUUGAAGUGCGACGAGACGAAACCUUCCUGCCAUCAGUGUGAGCGCCGUAAGGUGUCCUGUGGUGGAUACAAGAAGGACUUUAAAUGGCGACCAUUUGAAGAGACCAACUUGGCUGUGGGUCGCCCUACGGCCAAACCAAAACAAGGUACGAAUGAGAUAUACACCGCAAAAAAUCCCUCGCAUCCGCCGUUCGCAUUGCCAAAUCAUGACCUUUCGUCGACAUCGCCUACCAUCGAGCUAUUACCGUCUCCGAAAAGAGCGCAGUCCAAUAUCGCAAAUACAUCACCGCAAGACUCGGCUUCGAUACAUAGCUCACCGCAAUCUAUCACGAGCUAUGUAUCAGGGGAUACGCAUUUGUUCGACGAGUUCCCAGUAGUAACGGAGCAUUCCUCGACGGGGCAGGAUACAAUUCCGGGCAUCGCGGUGUCGCAUGGCUUGGAUUCCGACUCAUUCAAUUUUCUUUCUUAUCUCGAACCCUUUCCGACUAAUAUUUCCUUGGAUGAUGAUUUAAUUUCAAGUACAAACGUGGACACAAUAUCAGGCCCUUUGGCCUUCGGUCCUCAGGCUUUUCAACCAACAUCGGAAGCAGGAUUCGACUUAUCCCAAUUGCUUAAAGAUGACAAUGAGGAAAUUGAAGAGAUCAUCCGACUGAGUAACCGGUCGUCCGGUUCCUGGGAUUCAAUCCUCUCAAGGCAGAGUGUGAACAUUUUUGAUUUCUCUCGCUUGCCCGGGCAGCCUUCAUUGGGACCAGAAAGUCCAGAAAUGCUAGCGAUGCGAUUUGACAAAUUAACAUGCGGCAUCUUGUCUGUCAAAGACGGCAGCACGGAGAAUCCCUGGCGGACAUUGAUCUGGCCCCUCGCGAAGGAAACACCAGCUUUGUACCAUGCUCUAUUUGCGCUAACCGCUUUCCACUCUUGCAAGGAGAACCCCUCCUUACGCGUUCAAGGCGUGAAGCAUAUGCGACAGAGUAUGACUUGUUUGCGACAACAAAUUCAAAGUAUGCGAGCGGAUAUGGCACUGGCUACGAGCUUAGCUCUAGCAUUUGCUGAUACUUGGGAUCAAAAUACCCGUACAUGUGUCCAGCAUCUGCGUGGAGCAAAAGCGUUGAUGUUUAAGGUGCUAAAUGCAGGUCUACAGGGUCGGCUUAAUCCAGAGGAGCUGGAGCGGAUUCGAUUUCUCUACAAUACUUGGACAUAUAUGGAUGUCAUUGCAAGACUUACCUCUUUAGAUGAGUCCGGUCCGCAGGAUCUUAAUCCAGCGAUUUUCCACUUACCCGGUGAUGCUGUGCAUGAAAUAGACCCUUUGAUGGGCUGUGCGGCAACCCUGUUCCCUAUAAUUGGCCGCGUUGCACGGUUAGUUCAGAAAGUGCGCAAGUGCUCAUCUAAUUCCGUUUCCAUUGUAUCUCAAGGAAUGGAGCUCAAGUCACUUGUUGAGCAAUGGGAGCCACCACAAUGGUUUGAAGCACCUGAAGACCCCACAUCCGAGGUUCAGCAUAGCAUUCAGGUGGCGCAUGCGUAUCGCUGGGCAACACUCUUGUACCUCCAUCAAGCCGUUCCAGAAAUUCCAUCCGAUCCACCUGAAGAAUUAGCGCAACGGGUUCUACUUCUAUUGGCAACAGUACCACCUUCAUCCCGUGCGACCAUCAUUCAAAUGUUCCCACUUCUGGCUGCUGGAUCUGAAGUUGAUGGAGACGAUGAUAGGAAGUGGGUUAUGGAUAGAUGGUUUGUCGUUCAGUCACGAUUAAUGCUUGGAGGCAUUGAUCGCUGCCUCGAUGUUGUACGGGAAGUUUGGGCACGUCGAGAUAAGCUCAAGGCUCAAAAGGAACAGCAGAACAUUGUAUCCCCUGGCGCAACCGGAUCAGGCUCUGCUGAUACUGAAGCUAAGCUCAAGUCUGGGUUCCGAUUACCUGAUAACAAACCCAACCCCAGAGGUUUUCAUGCUCGCACGACCUCGAAUGUCAGUGAUCAGCAUGAGAGAUCUAUGCAAGGGAUACCGAGCGCUACUCCAAAGAGUGGGACCGCUAGACGAGGCUCUACACUGUCGCCGUUGGAGAAUAUCGAAUUUGAGAGAACUGUUCGAAGUCCAUUGCAUUGGGUGAAUGUUAUGGCAGAAUGGGGAUGGGAA